AAAAAAAAAAAAAUGUCUUACGUGAUUGAAUCUUCUAGACUUGGAUAGUGUUGGUGCAUUGACUUGAUUGCACACAUACAUCUUCCUCAACCAUAUAUAAGAAGGGAAGGAGAGAUCAACCUGCUUGCUCUAUCAAACAACCUCUCACUUUCACCAAAAAUGACUCUCUUUCAAGUCACCAGAAUAACACAAGCUCGGGUCCUUUCCCACAGUGGAGCAACGUCUACUCGUAUCCUGCAUUCUUCUGCUCGGGUUGGACGUGGUAUUUCGAUCGGAGGAGGAAAUGCUCAAUCGGGAUCUGGAUCUUCAAGCAAAAGCACAAGUGGUGGAAGUCCAUUCUCUGCUUUACGUGAUGAACUGAAAAAGCAACCGUCAAAGGAACAGCCUUCCACAUCGCAAGAAGCACGCUUUGAAGCUAUUCGUCAAGAUACACAGACAAGUACAAGUGCUGGUAGCAGUGCUACAGCUACAGAGAAAGCAGUUGAAGAAAAUGCACCUUCUACACCGCAAGAAGCAGAACUAGAGUACAACAAACAAGCACAAAAGCAAGAAUUCCAACAAUCUCGUGAUGAAACAUGGACUGCAAUGUCAGAACGUAUCCGUUUAGCACAAAAAGAAGAACAAAAACAGGAAGAACAGGCAAAAGCUGCAGUAAGGAAAACAUUGAAACAGAGAGCUUCAACCGCUCAAAAAACUACCACAAGAGCACCACCAAAAGUUGACAGUAGUCGAAUAUACUCGUUUGAUAAUACUAUCGAUGCACAAAUGUUCGUCAACGGAGUUACCUCCACCCUAAUUCAACAGAGCCCUACAUGGCAAGGCAGCAUCACCUUGCAACGCACAUCACAGGGACAUGCGACUGUAGACAUGCAUUUGGCAGAAGGUAGUGCAUUGGCUCAUUCUCUAGACAGAUUAGCUGCACGCUUCCAAUCGUCCUCAAGCAAAUCACAACCCUCGACUGUAGGACAGAGAACGCAGGCUUUCCGUGCUGGCUCAAUCCCACAAGCCAGUCAGAGUGCAUCGGUGAUGUCUGGCGAACAUAGCGAUUCGUCUUUGCACGAAACCAUUGAUGGACGUGUUCCGGUCACAAUUCAAGGUGAACAAGUACCGGGAAACAAGCAAGAUUCGAUCGAGGCAAGAACAGGAAAUGCCAGUCAAGGUCCAGUAGGUCAAGCAUUAGGCGUUUCUGAUUCUCAUCCUACUUCUCCAAUCGAAGAUCAUACGCCUGUGCCAAAUUUGCACAAUCAAUCCAAGCGGGAAUUCGCAACUUUGUUCGGAAGUGGUAGCGGAGGCUUACACUCUGGAUCACAGUCUUUAGCAUCGCUCGUUGGACUUGGUCGUCGUCCUUCCAGUGGACAUGCGCUCUUUGGAAAUCAAAAACGUCUUUUAGCCACUUCACAUCUAAGUAUUCAACUUUCACAAUCUACUUGGUCACAGAUCAUGAAUGAAAGAGAAUACUUACGUGUGGAUGAUUAUAUCCCAGUCGAAAUUGACGCUUCACAAUUGGGCAAAAAGCGUUCUAUUGCAUCUCUGUAAAAGGGAGUUGUCUAUCUUGCUUGUAAUACUUAUAUAAUCUUCGGUCACACUUGUCAUCGGUCAUUUGCAAAUUUUAUUUUAUAGACUAUAUCAUUUCUCGAAUCAGACUGAUGUACAAAGGUGACUAUCAUGAAUAUUAUGUGUAAUUUUUCCCGGUCAUUGGAUCAAAUUGGCAAAACGUAUCGCUUCGUUUGCAUCACAUUUGCCUUUGCCGCCGUUAAAGGUGUUGAACAUUGAUUGUUUGAAUAUCGUUUGGGUGACUUUGGCGUUCUUGGCGGUGGAGAUUUACUGGAGGGUGAAUGAGUGGGAGAAGUAGGAUUGCUAACCUUGUCUGUCUUUGGAGUGGAGACCAGUGGAGCAGGAAUGUUUCUGACCUGAUGCAUCGAAGAAGGUACAAACAUGGCAG
This is a messenger RNA of Meira miltonrushii, 1942 nucleotides long. RefSeq lists its product as uncharacterized. The transcript has a single exon. Lineage: Eukaryota; Fungi; Basidiomycota; Exobasidiomycetes; Exobasidiales; Brachybasidiaceae. Bases 160 to 1536 code for a protein of 458 amino acids. The record is from RefSeq and is a predicted model, not a curated record.